Molecule: messenger RNA, 705 nt
Organism: Haemonchus placei
Lineage: Eukaryota; Metazoa; Nematoda; Chromadorea; Rhabditida; Trichostrongylidae
Source: the annotation of a GenBank genome assembly
AUGGAUUUCCUGGUAUUUAGAGGUGAAUCUGAUGUGGUGGCUCAGGUGGAUGUGUCGGUACAUUCCACGAUGUUUCCACUGCAUUCGUGGAUCGCUGGCGUUCACCGCGACGUUCACGGCAUGUACGUGCAGCCACCUUGUUCUUUCCUCGCCUGCGAAUCUUGCGAACUGCUUUUGAUGCUCCGUAAGGCUCUCGUUUUUCAGCACCUUGUGAAGCUCUCCGAGAGUCAUCUCGGAUAUUUCACGAGCCGACAGCGGUAGACGGUUAGCAGCAGCCAGCUGUUCGUCCUUCGACUGACGUCCACGACGUCGUGGCACACUUGGUAGACCAGCAGUGGCAGUAAUAGCAUUAUCACCAUUUGAUCCACAAACGGAUCGCGAAUACAAAUUUGUUUCUUCAACCUCUCUUGGUGCUAAUUUGCCAUAAUAUCUGCUUGCAUGCGGACUGUAGUUUUCAGCCUCGCUAUGGUAAUGUGGAGAAGCAGCCGUCGAGGAUGACGAACACACGGAUGACGACUCGUUGCUGAAUGACGUUGUCCUUGCCGAGUAGUAUGGGUCAUAUAAGGACUGACCAACCCUAUUCUCGUCGCGACGAUUGCUCUGAACGCUGAUGUGAUAUUGAUGAUCAUAUUGGCUUCCUGUGGACACCACCGGUACUCCAGUAUCAUUUUGGAAGGACAUAUAGCCAUUAUUGGGAUAAACUGA